GUCUGCGAGCAAACAUUUUGCGGGCAAGUUCAGUGCGCGCAGAAAAGCAACCUCUCUUUUCCAUGAUGGCCGAGAGUGCGAUAAGGAUUUUGUAAAUUUCCUUCACCCUAAUAUCUGAAUUUCUAUAUUAGAAUGACCAUGAUAUCCAAAGCUGCGGUCGGGAUUGCUGUCGGCAUCGCUGGGAUUUUCGUCGGCUACUGCUUUUACUUUGAUCAAAAACGCCGCAGCGAUCCCGAUUUCAAGAAGAAACUGCGCGAACGAAGAAGAGCUAAGAAACAAGCACAAAAAGCUUCUUCAAAGAUCCCAGAUUUAAGGGAUCAUGAAUUGGUACAAAAAUUCUUUUUGCAAGAGGUUCAACUUGGAGAAGAAAUGCUUGCUUCUGGUGAGAUAGAGGGUGGAAUUGAGCAUUUAGCUAAUGCAGUGGCAGUGUGUGGACAGCCAGCACAAUUACUGACAGUUCUUCAAAAGACUCUACCGCCGCCAAUUUUCCAGAUUCUAGUGCAGCGACUACCUGUAGUCGGCCAGAAACUAGUAUCGCAAACUCAAAUGACAGAGGAAGAUGUCGAGUAGACGAAUAUAAAGUUUCGAGUCUUAAAAUCUGGAUUAGUAAAUGGUCUGCUCAUUUUUGCACAACACAUAAACGCGAACACAGUUUACAUCUAGGAAAAUUCUACAAUUAUAUAAUUUGUCAUUCUUUAUUGAACUUCCAUUUUCUUUGGCAAAUAUGUAUUAUAUAUACAUCUGAAAUUUUUAUGAAUAUUAUGUGUUUUAGUUUAACUAAGCAGAGACAGAUAUAUUUUCAUUUUCCUUUGUUCAAAUAUAUUUUAAUCAAACAAUGAUUCUGACAACUUCUAAUAAAAGCAAAGCUUACAAAAUGAUAUUCUGAUCAAAUCAAAUCUAUCAAAUUGAGAUCUAGUCCUUUAGUAAUGCCAGUGACAUUGUUCUUUAAAAAAUGAGAAACAUUCUAGUUGAUACAAGGCUCUACUUAUUUGUGUAUGGAAAAAAUUGCUACAAAAUUUUAUAUGUCAUUAAGACAUUUAUAGCUUUUAAUGGAUAUUAUUAAAUCCAUUAAAUGUGAUGUUAUAUCACAUGUGCAGUUAUUACUCACUUAUAUUGAUUUUAAUUGACUACAUAUUUUGAGAAAA
Messenger RNA from Nylanderia fulva, 1145 nucleotides. It is a transcript of the gene Tom20, whose product is annotated as translocase of outer membrane 20. Lineage: Eukaryota; Metazoa; Arthropoda; Insecta; Hymenoptera; Formicidae. The record is from RefSeq and is a predicted model, not a curated record. Gene Ontology annotation, molecular function: transmembrane protein transporter activity. Gene Ontology annotation, cellular component: mitochondrial outer membrane translocase complex. Gene Ontology annotation, biological process: protein targeting; tRNA import into mitochondrion; intracellular protein transport.